Messenger RNA from Metopolophium dirhodum (rose-grain aphid), 1713 nucleotides. RefSeq names its product DNA primase small subunit (gene DNApol-alpha50). Gene Ontology annotation, biological process: DNA replication, synthesis of primer. The record is from RefSeq and is a predicted model, not a curated record. The transcript is spliced from 8 exons. Gene Ontology annotation, cellular component: alpha DNA polymerase:primase complex. The coding region runs from base 383 to 1609 and encodes 408 amino acids. Lineage: Eukaryota; Metazoa; Arthropoda; Insecta; Hemiptera; Aphididae.
CUGAGUGGGUGACACACACUCUGGGAACACGUAAAUAAAAAUCCGAUGACGUCACCAGUGGGUCGACCCAGAGACCUUGGCCGCGGGACGUUAUAGAAAUGGAUGUUGACCGCGCAAAGACGUUACGAAAAAACAAAACACUCGACACCGCGUUUUCCCGCGUUUUCUUUAUUUCCUUAUCAUAUCUUUUGGUACGACCACAGACUCAGGACUUAAAUACUAAAUAGUUAAACAGAAAUAAAAAUACGAAUUACGAGUGUACGAAGCGCAACGCACAAAAACAACAAAAUUUUGAAAUCUAAUAUAUUAUUAUUGUCUAUUGGUUUCAAUGACUAAUGACUAUCUAGUAAUAUAAAAUAUAAAUCAUAAAACGACAAUAAUCAUGUCCGACAAUCAGUUUCCGGACUACCUUAAUGUCUACUACAAAAAAUUGUUCCCGUACUCGCAGUUUCACAAGUGGUUGUCCUACGGGAACGUGAAACCAGAAAACUUUUUAAACAGAGAAUUUUCGUUCACUUUACAUGAAGAUAUUUAUAUUAGAUAUCAAUCGUUCAACACAUUGCAAGAAUUUGAAACCGAAGUUCAAAAUAGAUGUCCUUUUAAAAUAGAUAUUGGAGCUGUGUUCAAUAUGAGUCCCAAAGUCUGCCGAAAUUAUCCUCAGUUUCAUGCUCUUGAAAAAGAAUUAGUGAUUGAUAUUGAUAUGACUGACUAUGAUCAGAUCCGUACUUGCUGUUCAGGUGCUGACGUCUGUCAAAAAUGUUGGAGAUUUAUGGUUAUUGCUGUAAAAAUAUUGGAACGAGCAAUUCGGGAUGAUUUUGGAUGGAAGCAUUUGUUGUGGGUAUUCUCAGGUCGCCGAGGUAUCCAUUGUUGGAUAUGUGAUGAAUCUGCAAGAAAACUCUUACCUUCUGAACGUGGAUCGUUUAUUGAUUAUUUAGCUGUAUUAUCUGCUGGAGAUUCAAAAAGAUACAAUGUAAAUCAUCCAUCUGUGAAGCGCAGUAUUGCCAUUAUUAAAGAAGAGUUCAAUUCACUUCUUGCUGAACAAGAUUUCUUAGGAACGACUGAACAGUGUAAUAAAAUUUUGUCAUUUAUAGCUGAUGAAAAACUUAAGGAACAAAUUAAUUUACAAUUUUCAAAGUAUCAAAGUAGUAUACAACGAUGGGAAGCACUAACUGUUAUUGUUAAUAAUAACCAUAAAAGGGGACAAUUAAACUUUAAAACAAAACAUUGUGUGGAAGAUAUUUUGUUGUACCUGGCAUAUCCAAGACUUGAUGUGAAUGUAACAAAAGGGUUAAAUCACUUGUUGAAGUCUCCUUUCUGUGUUCAUCCAAAAACUGGAAAAAUUUGUAUACCAAUUAACCCAAAAGUUAUAGAAAAAUUUAACCCAAACACUGUACCCACAAUCAAUGUUUUAAUUGAUGAAAUCAAUGAGUAUGACAAAAAACAAAAAGAAAUUAUCAAUGAUGCAAACCUGAGUAGUAAUCGCUUAAAGGAUUAUAAAAAAACAUCAUUAUUAAAAAGCGUCAAUAUCUUUGAAGAAUUUUUAAGAAGUUUAGAAAAUACUUGGAAAGGAAGUAGAAUAAAACAAAGUGAUAUUAAAAUGGAAUUUUAAAAUGUACAGCGUCUUUUAACUACUGUUAAAAUAUUGUGAACUCGCUGAACGAAUUGUGUCAUUUACUACUAUUGUAUUACUAUUAAAAUGUUUAUAAUAUAUAA